Messenger RNA from Lachancea thermotolerans CBS 6340, 447 nucleotides. RefSeq names its product Srb7p (gene SRB7). The record is from RefSeq and is a predicted model, not a curated record. Gene Ontology annotation, cellular component: mediator complex. NCBI's taxonomy places the organism in Eukaryota, Fungi, Ascomycota, Saccharomycetes, Saccharomycetales, Saccharomycetaceae. The coding region runs from base 1 to 447 and encodes 148 amino acids. Gene Ontology annotation, molecular function: transcription coregulator activity. Gene Ontology annotation, biological process: regulation of transcription by RNA polymerase II. The transcript has a single exon.
AUGGCGGAUAGAUUGACUCAACUGCAGAUAUGCCUGGACCAGAUGAUGGAACAGUUCUGCGCUACUCUUAAUUAUAUUGACAAGAAUCAUGACUUUGAACCUGCGCGCGGUGAAGAAAAGAUGACAGACCUUCAAGCCAACAUAGCAUCCAAGGAAGAGUUUGAAAAUACAAUGGACGAGCUCUCAACUGACCUGAUACUGAAGACUAGACAAAUUACAAAGCUUAUAGAUUCCUUGCCCGGUGUUGAUGUUUCAGCUGAAGAGCAAAUGCAUAGGAUUGAGAGUCUGCAGAACCAAUUGGUCAAGAUGGAAGACCGAAAGAUUGAGGCCAUCAAAGAAAAGGAGGAACUGCAGCGAAAGGUUGAGGAAAUGAUCUUUGAUUUCACAGUAGGCAUCGCCAAUGCGCGAAAGCCAGCUCCAAGGAGCGACCAUGAAGAAGGACCCUAA